AUGGCCGAUGAAUAUGGUCAGAGGCUGACAGAGCUGCUGCACGCCUCGAAAGCCGAGGACGACGCGACGGAGGAAUGGGCGCUUCAGCUCCAUGCGCUCCUCGACUCUCUGGACCCACAAGGAAGCCGUCGGCGGCCACCGGACGACCCCUUGCACAGCAAGAGGAUGUUCAACAGCGCCGUGCGCAGAGCCAAGAAAGCCGCGAUGGGAGCCACAUCCCCUAGCGACGGCGGCGCUGUCGACGUUGAAGAGGAGCUGCAAGCAUUCACGCGGGCCCGCUUUCCGCGCUGUUCCCUGGUGACCAAGUGCGAGCUCUGGCCCAAGGCGGUGCAGAGGAAGAGCGUCCUCGAGCCGCUCAACACGAGCGAGCUCACAGAGGCGCUCGACGCGCUCGACGAGAGCCGGCCAGCGGGCCGGGACGGUCUCGAACCGCGGGCGCUGCGCAGAGCGAAUCGGCAGUGUGAGGCAUUUAGGGGGCGCUUCUUUCGUCUGCUCGACCGGUGCCUACGCCAGGGCACCCUGCCAGACCAGUGGAAAGAGUCGCGGGUGGCCGUGGUGCCCGUCGCGGGCAGCUGCUCAGCCUCGUCGUCGCCAUCGUCGUCGUCGUCGGAGCCACCGGCCGCUGCCACCGGCUCUUACCAGCUGACCUGGGUGCCCUGCGCCGCAAGCACCGUGGUCGACACGAUCGUCGCGGCGCGCUUCCGCUUCCUGUGCGCGGGCAAGCUCCCCCGAUGGGUCCGGUACGGCUCGGCGCUCGGGGUGACGGCCAGCGUGCUUGAAAAGGGCCGCAACACGCUGCGUGCGGGCCGGUCGACUGCGUGUGCCGUCGUCGACAUGGGUGCGAGUCUCCAGGACAUGACGCACAUCCGGCUGGGCGAGGAGUUCCGGGCCCACGGGCUCGAAUCGCUUGGGGCAUGGAUGAGGUCCUGGCUAUUUGGCCGAGUCGUUACCCUCUCGCUCCGAGGCACGGCGUCGCCCGACCUCGGGCUGGGCCUCGUCGGCUUCCCGCUCGGUGCGCCCCUGCCGGAUGUGUUGCCGACGCUGUGCCUCAACUCGUUCUUCCGCGGAGUCAACACGAUGCCCGGCAUCGCGCUGCAGGGCGCGCACGGCGACAGGGUCUUUGUCGUGGCCGAGGCCGAGUCUGUCUCCAGGGCCACCAGGGCGCUGCAGGACUGGUUCAACGACUUAUCCUGUGACGCGGCGUCGGCGGCAUGCUUGAAGCUCAAGGAUGGCGCCAAGCUCUUUGCCAGCCAGUCGGUCGAUGUCCUGGGCGUAUCCGUCGACGCCAACUUCAACACCUGGGGCCAUGUCGACGUCGCAUGCAGCAAGGUGUUGCGGUGCGUCUGCAAGAUCAAGAGGGCGUUCGACAGGUCCCGCCAAUGGCCAAGCAUCGAGGCACGCAAGAGCAUCGUCUUCGACAAGCUGCUCCCCAUCCUCGACGAGGCCUCUGCCGUCCUCCUGCCGCUCCGAUCGACGGAGCAGGACCGGCUGCGGAGCGCGGACAGCGCCAUCCUGCGCUUCAUCUUUGCCCCGGACAGCGCUGCAGUGCCGACCACGUCGCUACCAACCUCGUCCGUCCUGUGGCGCGAGCAUGGCUGGAUGGCGACCGAACGUCGCUGGCGGAAAGAGGCGCUCGUUUUCGGUCUGCGCACUCUCAGCUCCGAGGGCCCCGCCAGCGUCCUCGCUCGGGCGCUGCGGCACAUCACGCUCGAUCCGUCCGGACAAGCGCCGCAUCACCUCUCCUCGGUCCUCGGCGACAGCGAUCGAGUCCCGUGCCGGGAAGCGUUCUUCCUCAAGCGCGGCGGCGAUCUCGACCUCGAAGCGACUCGAACGGCGCUUCCAGACCCGCUGAGGGCGGUUUCGAUCUGCUUCGACUCCGAGGUUGAGCAGAUUGGGAUGCCGCCCUGGCCGCCGCCGUGGAAGUGGGUCAGCCUGGACGUCCAGAUCUCCGCCGAGGAAGACUGCGCGGACAUCGAGCCGGGCAUCGCAGAAGACGCCGACGGACCGCACGUCAGCGUCUUUACCGCGACCUGCGUGAGGGACGCCGAUCCGCUCUGCGCGGCGGCCGUCAACGCUACGUCGACGUGGCCCAGCUCGUCGUGGACAGACACCGUCACCUUUGACUUGACGACGAUGACCGAGCUCGACGUUGAGCUGCGGGCCAUACACCUCGCGCUGACGUCGUGCUUGACGCAGCAGGCGGCUAGGAAUGCGCGGUGCCCAUCGCUCCGGUCCCGCCGCGACGAGUUCCAGGUCCAGGCGGCGCAGAGGCCGCCCAUCUACAUCGACCUGACGCACUCGCCUCCCCUGGCAGCGAGGGAGCUGCAAGCUGUCCCGCCGAGGGCACCGACACAGGGCCUCUCUACGACGACGUCGGACGCGGCCGGUGUGUGCUUCGGCUCGAAUACCGUCGACGCCGGCGCAAAGAGACCCGCAAAACGCGCCAGAUUCGACAUGGCCGCGUCGUCGACGAGGUCCGCGUAG
This is a messenger RNA of Pseudozyma flocculosa PF-1, 2484 nucleotides long. RefSeq lists its product as uncharacterized. The coding region runs from base 1 to 2484 and encodes 827 amino acids. The record is from RefSeq and is a predicted model, not a curated record. NCBI's taxonomy places the organism in Eukaryota, Fungi, Basidiomycota, Ustilaginomycetes, Ustilaginales, Ustilaginaceae. The transcript is spliced from 2 exons.